Thrips palmi is the source of this 5777-nucleotide messenger RNA. Its product is annotated as trehalase-like. Gene Ontology annotation, molecular function: alpha,alpha-trehalase activity. The transcript is spliced from 4 exons. Gene Ontology annotation, biological process: trehalose catabolic process. NCBI's taxonomy places the organism in Eukaryota, Metazoa, Arthropoda, Insecta, Thysanoptera, Thripidae. The record is from RefSeq and is a predicted model, not a curated record. Bases 557 to 2503 code for a protein of 648 amino acids.
AUCUACGAGAAGAUUCAACCACAUGGGGCAAAUCUUGCCAUCAGGGUCAAUAGAAAAUACUGCGGUCUAGCUAUCCGCCCAAGAUCUAUGUCAUAUUAUUGACGAUGUGUAGAAUUUGAAGGAUGAACAGGUCAAUAAAUUAUCUCAAGUUUCGAGAAUUAAAAGGUCACCCAUGUUAACUCUCAUAAGUUCCUCCGAAGAAGAGGGGACAUAUGAUUAGAGCGUUUCAGCUGUGCGUGACUGUACUACAUUAAAAACUGUAAAGGGGGCGUCAUUGAACAACGUAUUGUAAGUGAAAGCAGAAGCCCGAAGCCCGCACUCCGCCGUACGAGCUCUGUGUAACCGAAGGACGCGAUUACAAUGAUAUCCGCGCGGUGCUAAGAGCAGCUCUAAGAGUGAUGUGAACCAGUGAGCGAAUCUCCAGCUGCAACCUACAACCCUGCUUUGUGAAACGGAAUAGAAAGUGAACAAAAAGUUAUGAAAAACCUCUCUUUGUACAGAGAACAUUCAGUGAAGUGUCAGUGAUCGUGAGGACUGUUUGAGCUUUUCCUUCAUCAUGAUGGCUCAAGUUGUGUUAACAGUGCUUUGUGUUGUGGCCGCUGUCACAAUCCAUAGUGGAAGUGCUGAUACUCCAAAGGAAGCUCUCCCUCCUCCAUGUGAUAAUAUUAUUUAUUGUCAUGGAAAACUGCUUCAUACCAUACAGAUGGCAUCACUUUAUCAUGACUCUAAAACUUUUGUUGAUAUGAAGAUGAAAUUCACAAAAAAUGAAACUAUGAGACUAUUUGAAGAUAUGAUGGCAAGAACUCAUGACAACCCUUCAAGAUUAGAUUUGGAAAGAUUUGUGAAUGAAACUUUUGAGCCACCAGGCAGUGAAUUUGAAGAUUGGGAUCCCUCUGACUGGAAGCCAAGUCCAGCCUUCCUAAAAAACAUUAGUGACCCUGCUUUUCAAGAGUGGGGCAGUGAAUUACACCACUUAUGGAAAUCUUUAGGACGCAAGAUGAAAGAUGAAGUCAAGUUAAAUGAAGAAUAUUAUUCAAUAAUCUACGUGCCCAAUCCUGUGAUUGUUCCUGGUGGCCGCUUCCGUGAGUUUUACUACUGGGAUUCUUAUUGGAUUGUGCGAGGCCUCCUUCUUUCAGAAAUGUAUGACACUGUACGUGGCAUGCUAGCAAACUUUGUGUCAAUUGUUGAAAGAAUUGGACUUAUCCCUAAUGGUGGCCGAGUUUACUACGCCAGAAGGUCACAGCCUCCACUUCUUACUCCAAUGGUCCAUAGUUAUGUAGAAAAAACUCACGACAUGGAUUUUGUCAAACAAAAUAUUAAAACAUUAGACAAAGAGUUUGACUUUUGGAUGGAGAAGCAUACUGUGUUGAUUGAGAAGGACGGGAAGCACUAUAGACUAGCCCGUUUUAUUGAUUACUCCUCAGGCCCAAGGCCAGAAUCUUAUCGAGAGGACAUUCAAAGCGCACAAAUCUUUCAGACUGAGGGCGAAAAAGAUUCUUUUUACCGAGAGCUCAAAGCUGGGGCUGAAUCAGGAUGGGAUUUCUCUAGCAGGUGGUUCAUUUUGAAUGGCACAAACAAGGGGAACUUGACAAAUACCAUGACCACUAAUAUAAUUCCAGUUGAUUUAAACUCUGUCAUGUAUUGGAAUGCUGUAAUUCUUUCUGACUUUCACAAGAAACUCAAUAAUGCUAGUAAAGCCUUGUAUUAUGAAGGUUUAGCUCAAGAAUGGCUUGAGGCUGUGGAUAAAGUGUUGUGGCAUGAAGAAGUUGGUGUCUGGCUUGAUUAUGACAAACUAAAUGAAGUCAAACGGGACUAUUUUUAUCCAACAAAUUUGGCACCUCUUUGGACUGGAUGCCUUGACCCUGCUAAGAAGGAAGACUAUAUUGGAAAAGUACUUAAAUAUCUGGAAAAGACUCGUAUUAUGGUGAACCUUGGUGGAAUUCCAACGACAUUAGAGCAUUCUGGAGAACAGUGGGAUUAUCCUAAUGCUUGGCCUCCUUUGCAAUACAUAAUGGUAAUUGCUUUGGAUAACUCUGGCGAUCCGUCUGCAAAAGAUUUAGCCUUUGAGAUCACAGAAAAGUGGGUUCGAUCUAAUUAUAAAGCUUUCAAUGACACACAUGGCAUGUACGAAAAGUAUGACGCCACUGUUUUUGGUGGUGGAGGUGGUGGAGGAGAGUAUGAAGUUCAGCUUGGAUUUGGGUGGACAAAUGGAGUCAUCAUGGAAUUCCUUGAGAAGUAUGGAGAACGUUUAACAGUCAAGUCUCGCUUUGAGGAAGACCAUCCUUUAAUGUCUGCCUCAGCAUCAAGACCAGUUGUUGCCAUAACAGUUGCUGGUCAGGUGCUGACAGGAAUUUUAGCUUUCCUUGUCACUGUGGCAGCUGGCUGUGUGGGUAUCACAGUGUACAGAAAGAGGCAUCAGUUCAGCAAUGCACCAGAUAGGCAAGCCUUAUUUCCUAAGCUAACUGGAGGCUACAUGGAGCUUAGAAACAUGACAUUUGAUUGAGUGUAGUAUAGGGAAGAUGUUACUGAGUAUAAGCCAAUCAUUUAAAAGAAAUCUCACAAAAGCCGGUUUUUUGUUUGUUUUCUUUUUUUUACUUGUUUUUUUUUCUUAAAUCAUCUGAGACGUUAACCUGAAUGUAAAUUAUAUACAUGACUAGUCCCUGUAGAUCUUAUCCAGUGAGAUGCAUAUAAUGCUCUAUAGUCACAAUCACUAGAUGCUGUGUCAUGAAGUCCUUGCAAAUUAAGUUUUCAAUCUGUGAAUUAGAGGUGUGUAAGAUUUUACUGUGGAGAGCAAGAUUUUAUUUAUAUUUAUGAACAACAUGUUAGUGCUGUGAUUAGCGUUUCCAGAGUUAUUUUUUAAGAUAGAAGAAAUUUCUUUCAACAUUUUUAGACAGUACUUUAUUCUGUUGUUUUUUUAUGGUCAGUAAGCUUCUUAUUUGUGAUACUCUGAUGAGGAUGUCUAUUUUACUUACAAGGACUCUGGAGAAACCAUUUCUUGCACACUUCUAAUGCAUUUUGACGUUGACAAUGAGUUACUCUCAUAUAUUUUUGUAUAGUGUAGUUUCUUUCUGUGCACUACUGCUGGCAGAAGAUGAGACGCAAUACGGUUUUUAAACUAGACAGGAUAUGCUAUUGCCUUGUUACUGUUUGGAGAUGUUCUAAACUGUAUUAUUGUCAUGCCAAAGUUUUGUUUUCCUUGCCUAUGUUCUCUUCUAGAUUUUAAACAGUUUUAAAAGUCAAUUUGUUUGUUUUUCUGAUUCUGAGUGAUAUGAUCACACGUAUGCAUGCGUAUGUGAUUGAAUGAGAGAUAGAAAAUUGUUUACAUACUAAUUGAUUGCUUAUUUUGGUGAAUGAAUGGAAUUGUGUAUGUGAAGAUUAGGGUGGAACUGGAGCUCAAGGAGCUCCUCAUUGUGAUAUAAACCUGAAGGAUUUGUGAAGAAAGUUCUUGUAGUCAAAUUUGACACGGCAGUUCCUGUCUUAUUUUACCAAUUUGAUAGUUUGAUCAUACUCCUCUUCGAUUUGUGAUAGUUAACUAAUAGUGAUCUUAUGAAAAUAAUCACUAUACAGUAGUCUUAUGGCAGGAUUCAUACCCCCUAUUUUAUUCUUAUGCAGUGGACGUGGACAUGGCUCUGAAACUCUAGCCGUGAUUUUGUGACAGUGUUAGAUCUCUUUCUUAGGUUCACUCUCGUGUCCCCUUCCUCUUAUUGGUGCAUAUUCCCAGUUCUUAAUCUCAGGUAGCAAGUUUUAGACUGUUAGAUGUUUGUACACCCAUGUCCAUUGUCUUCUGUAUUUGAGGGAAGCAUUGUUAAUUAUCAAUUCUUAUCUAUGUAAACCUCAACCUGUUAGUGAUUAAAGAGAAGAAAAGCUCUUGUGCUUCUUAGUGACAUAGAGCUAAGUCUGUCCAGUGAAUUUUGCGUUUGAUGUUUGGGUUUGGCUGAGAGGCUAGUGUUAAUGGAUGUGUCAACACCUUUGUGCUGAUUGAUGCUUGUGAUUUCUUGUAAAUAUGUUGUUGACUACUUCGAAGUGUGUAUUUUUGAUGCAGUAUUCAUGACUUUUAACUUCACUUGCAUAUAGCCAUGCUUUAAGUAGUAUUAGUGAGAAAGAUGUGGCUGAAAGUAAAUGUAUGUAAUAAGUGUGCUACCUUUUAAAUUCCUACUACCUUUAUUACCCGUGUAUAUAAUUCCCUAAGAUGUACUUUGUUUUGUCAAAGAUGCUUUGCACUUGCUUCUGGCAAGUGUGCAAUUUUUAUUCUCUAUGUAUUAUGAAGACACAAUUAGAUUGGAUUUCUACUCCUUGAAUAUCCACCUACCUUUACUUCGAGAGGGGAGGCUAUUAUGAAAUAAGUACUUGGUGCUGUUCCCAGGGAAACAAUCUAGACUGCCUUUUAUAUUUUAAGAUUUUAAGGGAUUUGAUCCUGCUGUAUUUCUAAGGACAGAAUGUGUGUCAGAAAGAUCAUUUUCGUAUUUAUUUGUGGUUAUUCUGUUGAUCAGAAAUAUGUAUUUAAUGAGUUUUGUGAUGGGAUCACCAGUUUGAAUUAGCAUCAUAUUGCUUGACAAAGCAUGUAUGCUGUGUGCAUGUGCAAUAAUACAGUCAGUUGCAGGAUUUUCAUAAUGCAGGAGUUUUUUUCUUAUUUCAAAGUUGAUUGCAUUAAUUAUCUUGUGUGAUCUUAUUCCAUUUUAUGAUUUAAAUGAUAUUACUCCAGUACAAAUUGGGAUCUGUAGAUGUUUGAAUUAAAUUUUUUGCCUGACAAGUUUGCUUAGACAAGUGGAAGUAAUGUUUUCAUCAUACUGCCUGCUGUGUGCACUUUCAAUUAAACAAUUGUCGUCCUCCAAUGGUAAAAUCAAUAUUGUUCACAGCAAACACUAAACUUUUACGCUACUGUGACUGAUGUGGUACAUGUCUCACACAACUUACUAUAAUUUCAACAGUGAUGAUCUGCAAAUUAUUAUUACAUGGUUCUAAUAAUCGCAAUCAAAUCAUUUGCCAUUUUACCCUCUUCUUUUUUACUAGUAAAGUACAGAUUCUUCUAAUUUUAUGGGCGCCCUUUGGGUUUGUUUCAACUUUACUGUAUGUUGUAAACAUGCAGUUUGUCCUUGAAUUGAAUCUUAUUAUUAGGCAUUGUGAUAUGGCAAAGGUUUGCAGGUCACCCUAACUUGUAAUCUCGCUAUAUCCUGUCACAUUGUGAUUCAAUACGACCUCGUGUGCUUUUCUGAGCUAUCCUAUACCAAAAAUGAAUUAUUUUAUCUGAAAAUAGAAAAUUGUUUUUUAAACCACUUACUUUUUUUAAAAUUUAGUGUUUUGCUCAGAAAGACAUUCUAUAUUGUGCAUGGUCAGCAGUUUUGUUGUUAACUUGUUUUAUUUUCGAGUGUGUAAUGGAGAAAAUGGGGCAGGCACCCAGGUUUUUCCCUCUGUUAUUAGUCUAUUGUAACUUUUAAGUAUAAUUGUACCAGUGUAACGUAAAGGUGCCAAAGAGAGUUAUUAUGCUUUGUUUAAGAAAGGAUCAUUUUCUCAGAGAUUUUCAGUAAUUUUCACUCCAAUAUAUUUUAUUACUGCUGUAAUUUUGUGCCUUCUCUCUGCCACUGAACGUCUAGAAAUUUUGCUGUGUCUUAAGUGUUGUGACCUGGUUUCUUUUUCUCUGUAAAGAAAAAGUUUACAUUGUAAACCCAUUUGCUUUUCCUUGCUCUCUUAAGCUUCAAGAGUAUUUAAAACCUUGAUGGCUUAUUUUUGAAUCUGGUAUUAAAAUGGUAUUUAUGAAAUAAACAUAUAUUUUCAAUUAA